This is a messenger RNA of Thermothielavioides terrestris NRRL 8126, 956 nucleotides long. RefSeq lists its product as uncharacterized. The transcript is spliced from 3 exons. Lineage: Eukaryota; Fungi; Ascomycota; Sordariomycetes; Sordariales; Chaetomiaceae. The record is from RefSeq and is a predicted model, not a curated record. The coding region runs from base 1 to 675 and encodes 224 amino acids.
AUGGCAACCGCCGACGCCUCCCCCGCCAGCCCAGCAGCAGCAGCAGCGCUCUCUCUCCCGCCCAUCUCGGCGCUCCCGACCCUCCCGACCGCCGCACAGACCGCCGCCCUCGAUCUGCUCUUCGAGCCCUCCCCGGCGCUGCACGCCCUCGCCCUCCCGACCCUGCGCGCCGCCGCCUUCGCGUCCUACCCGGACCUAAUCGCCGCCGCGGGGGACGACGACGGCGACCAGCUUAAGAACAGCGCACAGGCAAAGGCGAAGAAGGCAAAGGCGGAUCUGUACGCCAUCCUGGGCAGCCACCCGCGCCUGGGCGAGCGCAGCCACGGCGGGAAAACCAAAACGGAGGACGCAGCGGCGGGGGCGGGGACCACCAUGAGCGCGCUCAGCCGCGAGGAGCAGCGGCAUCUGCGGGACGGGGCCGACGGGGAGGGCGCCGCGGCGGCGGAACUGGCGAGGCUGAAUGCGGCGUAUGAGGCCCGCUUUCCGGGGCUGCGCUAUGUCGUGUGGGUGAAUGGGCGCGGGAGGGCGGAGGUGGUGGCGGAUAUGCGGAGGAGGAUGGAGAGGGGGGAUGUGAGGGCGGAGGAGAGGGAGAUCAUUCAAGCCAUGUGCGAUAUCGCGGCGGACCGGGCGCGCAAGCUGCUGCAGAAGGAGGAGGCCGCCAAGGGAGGCAGCUGAGGAGGAUGAGCCGGCGUAUGGGAAGAUACGGGCCAAGCAAGACCCGCGAGGUCAGGUCUUUAAGCCGGUCACCCGACAAGGCCUGCGCUGCUGUCACCUGCGACGUUCUCUGCGAUCACCGCCGUCGGUGGAGCUCCACAACCUGCCCUGCCGGGCCCCCUUUCGGCCGCGGUAGGGCUUUCCCCGGCUGACGAAGUGGAGGGCGUGGCCCGCAGCUUCUUACAGCGAUACGUAGCCGUUGACCACGGACAACCCUCGAUCCACAGAGCUGUAUUAUCAUC